Lodderomyces margitis is the source of this 849-nucleotide messenger RNA. RefSeq names its product proteasome core particle subunit beta 5 (gene PRE2). The record is from RefSeq and is a predicted model, not a curated record. Bases 1 to 849 code for a protein of 282 amino acids. Gene Ontology annotation, cellular component: proteasome core complex. The transcript has a single exon. NCBI's taxonomy places the organism in Eukaryota, Fungi, Ascomycota, Pichiomycetes, Serinales, Debaryomycetaceae. Gene Ontology annotation, molecular function: threonine-type endopeptidase activity.
AUGAACUCCAUAGCUCAAAGGUAUACCAAUUCGCAAAACAAUGAUGUGUUAAAUGAAAUAAGUGAAAUCAAUGCAUCACGUUCGUCCCACCAACAACUCAAUUUGGCACCAUCAAUUGCCGUUCCACCUAUUUCACAACCUACUGACUUUUUGAGAGCACAUACCGAUGAUUCAAAGAAUCCAGAUUGUAAGAUCAAGAUAGCGCAUGGUACAACCACUUUAGCAUUUCGUUUUCAAGGAGGUAUAAUCGUUGCCGUUGAUUCUCGUGCUACCGCUGGUAACUGGAUCGCUUCGCAAACAGUCAACAAAGUUAUCAGAAUCAAUCCUCAAUUACUAGGUACAAUGGCUGGUGGUGCCGCAGAUUGUCAAUUUUGGGAGACGUGGUUGGGAACUCAAUGUAGAUUACACGAAUUGAGAGAGAAGGAGAGAAUAUCGGUCGCUGCAGCUUCAAAGAUAUUAAGUAACUUGGUGUAUUCCUACAAAGGAAUGGGAUUGAGUAUGGGAACAAUGGUUUGUGGUCAUACAAAGAAAGAAGGACCUACUAUCUAUUAUGUCGAUUCUGAUGGAACUCGUUUGAAAGGUGACGUGUUUUGUGUAGGUUCAGGUCAAACAUUUGCUUAUGGUGUAUUGGAUUCCGAAUUAAAAUGGGAUUUAACAGUCGAAGAGGCAUUGUACUUGGGUAAAAGAAGUAUCUUGGCUGCUACUCAUAGAGAUGCAUACUCUGGUGGUUCAAUUAACUUGUACCACGUGAAUGAAGAAGGGUGGGUAUAUCAUGGUAAUUACAAUGUUGGUGAUUUAUUCUGGGAAGUUAAAGAAAAGGAAAAAUCAUUUGUGAAUGUUGACGGUUGA